AUGGUCUACCAGACGCCCACAGAGAUCCUCGAGGUGCUAACCUGCUACCUUCUCGCCGACAUCUCUCAGGAACAGCUACAGGCGUUCAAGGCGGCCUUUGAACUCGGCAAUUUCGCACGGUUUUCGCCCAAGCUAAGGAUUAAAAUCGUGCGCCCGCCCGAAGACUACAUUGGCAAGUCUCAUGAAUACAUUCGCCGCAAAGAGGAUGAAGCCGGCCGCGAAGAGGCCUUUCUCAUUGUAGAUGACAGGGCCGUAGAGAACGAUGCUGUUUGGUACAUUCAAUGGUUUGCGGAUGAUGGGCCCAUGGAUGUUUGCGCUGAGAGCUCAGACGUUUUGUGGAAAAUGCUCAUCAGAACUGAUAAGCUGGCAAUGGUCUACGUAAACUACGACGUCGGCAACAUAUCUCUCCAAGAACAGUUGCCCAACUGCGGCGUGGAGUUUCCUGUAAAAGAGGGGUAUGAACAGCCGAAAGUAUUCGAUUACGACAUGGACAUGCAUAAGGAGCAAUAUGGCCAACCGACAUGGGUCAAUGCCGAACCCCACGAAUUUGAAUACAACAAGGGCGGCGAAAAGUUUGGAGAUUAUGUCGCGCCGCCAAGGACACUUGCAAGAUUGAAAGAUGAAGUCGCAGAAGCAUCGGGGGUGUUGAACGACUGGGUAAAGCCUUAUCCAGCGGGCCCGUUGCGAAUGUCGAAUGGAAAGAUGAAGGAAUUUCCAGAGGGAACAAUGGUUCUGCAGCUAAUGAUUAACCCCGAUUUCCCUUGGCCGCCUUUCAAAUGGCCUAGAGGAUCACUAUGAUCUGGAUAUUGAUAUCAUACGCGGAAAGGCAUAUGAGAAGAACUACGGGAUUGAGUGCGCAUUAUUAUAGCUAUGUGAUGAACCUUGUGAAAGGCAAGUUACGAAUACAAAGCUCAAUGAACAAC
Messenger RNA from Trichoderma atroviride IMI 206040, 923 nucleotides. RefSeq lists its product as uncharacterized. The record is from RefSeq and is a predicted model, not a curated record. Lineage: Eukaryota; Fungi; Ascomycota; Sordariomycetes; Hypocreales; Hypocreaceae.